AAAGUUUGACUGAUUGGAUGGCUGACAUAAUGCUAUGAAAAUUUUAUUGGCCAAACUACCUCGUCCAUGGAUUGUCGACGAGAAAAAAGAUGACGGUUACACGGCCCUUCACCUUGCCGCCCUUAAUAAUCACGUAGAAGUCGCCGAACAGCUGGUACUUCACGGAAAGGCUAAUAUGGACCUACAAAACGUCAAUCUCCAAACUGCUCUUCACCUUGCUGUUGAAAGACAACACACGCAAAUAGUUAGACUUUUGGUCAGAGAAGGGGCUAACUUAAACAUCGCCGAUAAGGACGGUGACACUCCGUUACAUGAGGCAUUACGUCAUCAUACUUUAUCACAAUUGCGACAACUUCAAGACGUACAAGACGUGGGGAAGUUGCUUAUGGGGUUAGGAACGCAAGGAUCCGAUAAAAAGUCUUCAGCGAGCAUCGCUUGUUUCCUUGCUGGAAACGGUGCUGACUUGACAAUCAAGAAUAAAAAAGGACAAACACCACUGGAUCUUUGUCCCGAUCCGAACUUGUGCAAGACCUUGGCUAAAUGUCACAAGGACAAACAGAGCGGUGAAAUGGAUAUGGGUCCAAAUCAGAAUACUCAGAACACAAACAUUACGUCGACUCUGGACGAGUGCCUUGUGUGUUCGGAUAGCAAGAGAGACAUGCUGUUUCAGCCGUGUGGCCACGUCACGUGCUGCUCAGCAUGUGGUCCCCGCGUCAAGAAAUGUCUGAUUUGCCGUGAAUCAGUCACAGGAAGAAUUAAGAUUGAAGAAUGCUUAGUCUGUUCGGACAAGAAAUCUUCUGUUUUGUUCAAACCAUGUGGACAUAUGGUUGCAUGCGAGAGUUGCGCUCAAAUAAUGAAGAAAUGCGUUUUAUGCCGCUCUCAGAUUGAACUGAUGGUUCCUAUGACCGUGUGUAGUGGAGGUUUAGGAACAAUAUCCGAAGUAAAAGCGGACGUUGAAGAGGAUCCAAUCAAGCCUCAACCAGCAACUGCUGCAGAAAUUAUUCCUCCUCCAGAACAACUUAUGAACAACGGCGGUAGAGACACCACAAACGUCAGCGACAUACAGAAAUUGCAACAACAAUUACAAGACAUCAAAGAACAGACCAUGUGUCCAGUGUGCUUGGAUCGUCUCAAAAACAUGAUUUUCUUGUGCGGACAUGGAUUAUGCCAGAUGUGCGGUGAUCAGAUGACGGAAUGUCCCAUUUGCAGGAAAGCUGUAGAAAAAAGGAUUUUGCUCUAUUGAAGUAACAAAGUAUCACCAGUCUUUCAGUGAAGUUAAGGUGAAGCACCAAAAAAAGUUUUUUAUUAAUUAUUAAUAAGUGAAAAGUUUCAUGAAAUUCAAGUUCGUUAAUUUUCAUUAUAUGACGCAUAUAAUAGUAUAUUGUUUUAUUAGUAGUAAAAAUGACAUCUUUCGUGGCGAGGUUGUACGUUUGUACAGCCUCGAGGCACAAUAAGUAAUUUUUACUCUGAAUAGAACAUGUUUUUUUCAAGCGCCACAAAUAAUUUUUUAAACAAUUUCAAACGUUCCAAAUAAUAUAAAAAGAU
Sitophilus oryzae (rice weevil) is the source of this 1545-nucleotide messenger RNA. Its product is annotated as E3 ubiquitin-protein ligase mib1-like. The transcript has 7 exons. Gene Ontology annotation, molecular function: protein binding; ubiquitin-protein transferase activity. Lineage: Eukaryota; Metazoa; Arthropoda; Insecta; Coleoptera; Curculionidae. Bases 35 to 1243 code for a protein of 402 amino acids. Gene Ontology annotation, cellular component: cytoplasm. The record is from RefSeq and is a predicted model, not a curated record. Gene Ontology annotation, biological process: protein ubiquitination.